GUUGCCAAUAUGGUCGCCGGAGCGUGCUCGACGAAGGCAACGACGGGCGCCGACCCUGUGAAGCGCAUCAACCAAGCAAUCGAAACUCUGGACUGGCCAGCCGCGCAGGCUGCCCUCGACGUCAUCGGCAACGACGGCUUUGAGGUCUGCUCGGCGACUGAGGCCGACUGGGACAGCUACGUCGAGUCCGCGGACCAACGGGUGAACCCGCGCUUUUUGGAGUAUCGAAACAAUGCGAUAUAUCUCAUCGAAAUGGGCGGUGGUCUUCACGGCGACAUUGUCGCUGGCAUCAGCGAGGCGAUGCUGGUGGCGACGAGCCCGGAGGCCACGGGGACAAACGCUCGAGUCCUCCGCCUGUACCAUGAAACCCACAUCAACAAGUCCAGCCGGCGUGCGAUCGGCGGACUGCCCAAGCUCGAGCCCGACUGCUGCUGUGGUCCAGCAAGCCACAUCGGCGCCAUCAAGCCGGCCCACCUCCGCUGGAACGAAUUCCAUACGUUCAAGGUGGAGGUCGGCGUCUCCCAAGGCUGGCGAAGCAUGGAUGUCAAGGUCGCGCGAUACUGCGCCUUUCCGGGCAUUCGCUACGUGCUCUGCGUCAUCGUCUCGCCGGACAUGAGCGUCCGCGAGUACAAGCUUUUCGCAAUCACCAACGACGAGCUGGAGGGGCCUGCCCCAGACCUCGUGCCUCCGACUCCGAUCACGGCCGCUACGCGCAUCGUGCUGGAUGGUCGUCGGCUCUUGGCGCUGCCGAACAACACGGCCCUUCCCGGGCGCUUUCCCGCCGAGGUGUCUUUCACUUUGCAACCGAUCUUGGACGCUGCUUCGAUCCAUGAUACCGAGUGACCUCGUCUCGUCUUGGUCCCGACUCUGCGCUCAUGCCACCGCUCCAUUUUGCUGUCAUCAAAAUAACAUCCAUUUCGCUUUGUUCAGGCGCAACUACUAUCCUCACGUGUCGGUACCAGCAGGGCUGUCAAGUCGAUGCUGCCGCAUCGUCUCAACCUUCUCGUGCUUCGUGUACAUAUAGAUAUACAAGCGCCAUGUUGUGUUGUCCAUAGAACUAUCAAGUUGAUAUCUAU
This is a messenger RNA of Saprolegnia diclina VS20, 1076 nucleotides long. RefSeq lists its product as hypothetical. The record is from RefSeq and is a predicted model, not a curated record. The transcript has a single exon. The coding region runs from base 10 to 843 and encodes 277 amino acids. Lineage: Eukaryota; Oomycota; Saprolegniomycetes; Saprolegniales; Saprolegniaceae.